AGCCGGCGACGUGAGGCGGUCCGCGGUCUCGCUGCCCCAAGAUCCUGGGAAAGCGAAAUGGAGGGUUCUGUGUCUAACCUAAUGGUCUGCAAUCUGGCCUACAGCGGGAAGCUGGAGGAGUUGAAGGAAAGGAUCCUGGCGGAUAAAUCCCUGGCUACUAGAACUGACCAGGACAGCAGGACUGCAUUGCAUUGGGCGUGCUCAGCCGGACAUACAGAAAUUGUUGAAUUCUUGCUGCAACUUGGAGUGCCAGUGAAUGAUAAAGAUGAUGCAGGUUGGUCUCCUCUUCAUAUCGCUGCUUCUGCUGGCCGGGAUGAGAUUGUAAAAGCCCUUCUGGGAAGAGGUGCUCAAGUGAAUGCUGUCAAUCAAAAUGGCUGUACUCCCCUACAUUAUGCAGCUUCCAAAAACAGGCAUGAGAUCACUGUCAUGUUACUGGAAGGCGGGGCUAAUCCAGACGCUAAGGACCAUUAUGAAGCUACAGCAUUGCACCGGGCGGCAGCCAAGGGUAACUUGAAGAUGAUUCAUAUCCUUCUGUACUACAAAGCAUCCACAAACAUCCAAGACAGUGAGGGUAACACUCCUCUACACUUAGCCUGUGACGAGGAGAGAGUGGAAGAAGCAAAACUGCUGGUGUCUCAUGGAGCAAGUAUUUACAUUGAGAAUAAAGAAGAAAAGACACCCCUGCAAGUAGCCAGAGGGGGUCUGGGUUUAGCACUCAAGAAAAUGGUGGAAGGUUAAGAAGCUUGGCAUUAUUCUUACUUUGUAUGUUUUGUGGCUGUCCCCAGUGUCCUGGAAACUAAUGUACUUAAGCACAAGACAUCAUCUAUGAAUAAUGACGUUUUUUUCACCUUCAAAGUCUUAGACAUGUUUUGAAUAUUGUUCCUGCUGAGGUAUUUGUUCUAAGCUUACAAUCUGCUUUCCAGACACUGAAUAACUGUUGAGAUUGUUCUAUUAUUGUAUAUUGUUCUCUAUUGAAUUUUGGUUAGUUUUGAGUGUUUCUGUGGCCAUUGUGAGUCUGCAGUACCCUCUCACGCACCCUCUGUCAGUCCACUCUGAGGCAGAAUAACUCCAGUAGCAUCAGGCCAGUUGUUCUGCCAAAUGUUUUUAGGUAGAUUCCAGAAUGUUCCUUCUGUACAGUUGAAACACAUCAUAACUUGUUUUUCAAGCUCACUCAGAGGCCUAUACCAAAUACAUUUCUGAUUUUUCAAUAGUACAUUUAAUUUAUUUUUUGUUACAGGAGGAAUACUUGUAUAUUUUAGAGGACCAAAUUUUCAGUCGGAAGGCCUGCUAUCCAAGUUUGUCAUUCAUAAACACUAAAAUAAUAAAAAAUGAUAGCCCAUGUACCCAUGUGUCUUAUUAAUGAGCUAUUAAUAUUUCCCUCCAUAAAAUGUGCUGUUUUUAAAAAUGAAGUUUUUAAGUACCUAUAUGAAGUCAUCCUGUAUUGAAAAGAAUGUCAAGCUUGUUAACAUGCUUUGUAACAAAAAUGUGUUUUGUAUUUCAAAAACAAAAAAUAAAAUGUUGAGAGAAUCUCCCAAUUUUUCUUUCAAAU
Rhinolophus ferrumequinum (greater horseshoe bat) is the source of this 1549-nucleotide messenger RNA. It is a transcript of the gene PSMD10, whose product is annotated as proteasome 26S subunit, non-ATPase 10. NCBI's taxonomy places the organism in Eukaryota, Metazoa, Chordata, Mammalia, Chiroptera, Rhinolophidae. Bases 58 to 738 code for a protein of 226 amino acids. The transcript is spliced from 5 exons. The record is from RefSeq and is a predicted model, not a curated record. Gene Ontology annotation, molecular function: protein binding.